Molecule: messenger RNA, 1713 nt
Organism: Pseudo-nitzschia multistriata
Lineage: Eukaryota; Bacillariophyta; Bacillariophyceae; Bacillariales; Bacillariaceae
Source: the annotation of a GenBank genome assembly
ACUCUGUUGCCAUUGUCACCACAAAAUACUAAUAUUCAAAAUUUGAGCCCAACCUUUUUGAAGUCAAAUAGAACAAGCAUCAUGAGCAUGAACUYUUUGGUCAAAGAUGCAACGGCCGUUGAUAGUGCCGGCGGCGACGAUGAUUUUUUCGAAAGCCUCAGAAAACAGCAAUCCAAAAACGAUGGGGUCAAGGAAGAAAAGCGACAGCAAAUGAACAAUAUCGUGGACAACACACCAAUCACAAUGGUUCUUGACACAGAAUAUGACCAACAUAGUGAUAUUCCUGAGCUUAUUGAAAAUAUCAGUCCUACUUCGGUUGACGCAUCUAUUUCUACAUCGAUAAGUAUCGACGAGUACACGAGCAAAGAUAGCACACGAUGUGUCAAUGAAACAAUGGAUUCAAAGAUAAGSGAYGAAAAGAKGUAUCAUAAGACAAAUUUGCUCUCGAGYAUUAUUCUAAUCGUCUUACUUGCUCUAAGUAUGGUUGACUUGAAUAAUGUUGACUGGCUCUCCGACGAACCCCGAAUUUCAAAACCGAUAGGGAUUACGAGCAAGAUCACUACCGGAAACAUCUCUGAACGGUUCGAAAUUCCGGUUCGAAAACAAUCUCAAAAAGAAAUUAGACAAGAUUCGACCCAAUUGCAAGAGCAGAAAGGAACCCAGGGUGAAGAAAWGAAGAAAAAAGAGAGCGCCAUUCUGCCCCAUCACCUCAAUCUCUCGGCAGCGACCGAAAGUCAGAGCUCUGGAAACCAAGGUGGUUUCUUGGUUGCUCAAAUUCAACAACGGGAGCAUCAAGAAAUACAUGACCAGCAGCAUAAACUCAAGRCUCAAAGUCAGGAGGAUUUYGGAGUGCAACAGCAGAACAAUKCCUCUAAUAAAAAAGGACACGACGAACUCCGAGAUGACUUUCAUACGGACCGCAAACACAACGAAAMAGAAAGUGCGGAAUCUAAACAAAAUAGAGAAACUCACAGUCACGUCAUUUAUGAAGCAGGAUUGACGGGUGAAGACAAAGGGGYCUCUACCUCGUCCGAAAAAACUAACGCAGACUUCAAAUCUGACAGAGUAAUCAUAGAAGAUAUUUCCAAACCACCUCAACAAGAUUGCCCCGAAGCGAACGACACUCACGGGAAUUUUAAUCUUCGGGAACGAUUCCUUCGACUUACCUAUGCAUUGCGAUCAAAUCRAAUUAAGUGUCAGUUUGAAGUCCUCAAGUCCAUGAAGUGGGUUGUAUCUGUGGUUAAAUAUACAACAGUGCGAAUAAUAAGUGUCAGCAAAGACUUUGCUCGACGUUUGAACCACACAAUACAAGACCUGAAAUCGACCGUUGAUCGAUUUCAAGCGAAGAGUUGCGUUGAUGGACAAAAAUCGGUGAAACAGUUGAUGGACGGGAUUGCACGAUUUGCCGCUCAUGCGAACGACGUAACGAAAGUUUUGGCAUCAACAAAGAACCAGAUUCAAGCAAAAAGUCACAAGCUAGAAGGAGGAGAGGAAUCAAUGAAACACGUUCGCACUUUCAUCUGGAAACGAGCAUCAAGGAUUAUGUCUCGCAAACUUGAAGUAUCGAUGAUGCCAAGAGUCGACAUCUACAACUCGAAUAGAAAUAGUUARUUUAUUGCUCGCAUAUACAAUGCGCUGAUCAUAAUAAAUUUUGGGGUUACUUAAUUAAACUARAUGGGAGUUUCAUAACGAUAAUUAAAUUUUUCAAAAUGU